AUGUAAUAAUAGAAAUAGUUUACGUGUUAAGAUAUUGAACACGAAGGAGAAGAUAUUUAAGGAUUUUGCUUAAAUUUGGGAUGCUAAGAUUCAAAACCUUAGUUCUGUCUCUAAUGUGGUGUUGAUCCUAUAAAACAUUCUAAUUGCAAGAAGGACUUAAAAGGAUUUGGUUAAAUUUCUAGUUUUAUUACGAAAUUCAAUUAGAAUAUACUUGAUUUAACAACCUAAUUGGAUAAAUCAUUUACAUAAGUCAAACAGAAAUAUGAAGAAUUUUCAAAAUAAUUAGAGAAAAUGAAACUAUAAUUACUUAAGAUAUCUCAAUAUUUAAAUUAAUAAGAUUAUAAUUAAUUGAAAGAAAAUUUAUAAUUAAUUAAGGAGGCCUACCAAUAUUUAAAUAAUUAAGAGGAGAUUAAGAAGUAGAAUUAAAUUGGUAUUUUUAUAAUUGUAAUAUUUUUAGGAACACAAUUAAUUAAUAUUAAACAAAUGAUUGAAGCUUGGGAUUUAAAUAAAAUAUAAUAAUAAACUCAAUAUAUAGAUCAUUAAAACAUACUCUAGUAAGGUAUUUAUUUUUUUUAUUAAAUUAGGAUUAUAAUUACUUAAUUAAUAAAAAUGGUAAUAAGCUAAUGAAUUUUUAAUAAACAAUAUAAAAGAUUUGGAGAAACAAUUAUCAUUUGCAAAAUUCUUUUAAAGUACUUUUCAAAUUCAUCAAAUAAUUUAGGUAUUUCUUUAAUAGAAAUGAAUUAAACAGGAAUAGGAAUAAAUAUGAGAGAUUAAGCGAAAAAGAUUAAUAGUAAUUUGUUUAAAGAUUUAUUGGAUUAUUCAGAUUAAGAACUUAAGUAAAAUCCAUAAAAUGCUUUCAUUUUAAUUGCAAAAAGUUAAUCAAAUAUCUUCAAUAGGUUAUGCAUUAAAUGAUGAGAAACAAUUUCAAUUAGCAAUUGAAUAAUGUGACAAGGUUUUGCAGGAGGAUCCCUAAAAUAUUCAUGCUUUAUAUAGAAAAUGUAUUCAUUUAGUUUCAAAGUAGGUUUUUCUUUAUUUGACUUGAAAGAAUAUGAAUAGGCUAUUUAAUGCAUUGACAAAGCCCUCAUAAGCAAUUCAAACUAUAGUAUAGGUUUUACAAAUAAAGGUACUUGCACUGUUUAUAUUCCAAUAGGUGUUUCUUUACAAAACCUUAAGAUAUAUGAAGAUGCAAUUAGUUGCUAUGAUAAAGCAAUCUCAAUAGAUCCAAAUUUUGCAAUUGCCUAUAAUAACAAGGGUAUUUAUUGUUAAUAUUCCAAUAGGUGCUUCUUUACAAAACCUUAAGAAAUAUGAAGAUGCAAUUAGUUGCUAUGAUAAAGCAAUAUAAAUAGAUCCAAAUUUUGCAAAUGCCUAUAAUAAUAAGGGUAUUUAUUGUUGAUAUUCCAAUAGGUGAUUCUUUACAAAACCUUAAGAAAUAUGAAGAUGCAAUUAGUUGCUAUGAUAAAGCAAUCUCAAUAGAUCCGAAUUAUGCAAUUACCUAUAAGAAUAAAGGUAUUUAUUGUUUUAAUAGAAAUAGGUGAUUCUUUAACAAUAUUAAAAAAAAAUAAAUAAGCCAUAGAAAAUUAUGAGCUAGCAAUUAAAUAUUGUAAAAGUGACGAGAAUGAAUUCAAAAGAAGAAUUUAGUAAAUAAAAAAUAACAAAUGA
Molecule: messenger RNA, 1659 nt
Organism: Paramecium primaurelia
Lineage: Eukaryota; Ciliophora; Oligohymenophorea; Peniculida; Parameciidae
Source: the annotation of a GenBank genome assembly